UACGGUUUGUAAAAUCCAUCAGCGAUGAAAAAUAUGGAGCAGCAGUCCUCGAAGGGUCUAGUAUUAACCACAUCCGGACAUGAAACACAAUCAGCAACCUCGGUAAGAGAAUACUCAGAUCCCCCAAUCCCUGAUGAUCUACUUAUGGAGAUAUUCUCCAGAGUCCCGGCAAAGUCUAUAGCUAGGUUUCGUUGCGUUUCGAAAUUCUUGGCAUCCAUAUUUUGCCGUCCUGAUUUUACUGACUUGUUUCUGACUAUGUCUUUGACUCGUCCACGGUUCCUUUUCGCCUUAGAAGCUGAUAAAACGUUGUUCUUAUACUCUGCACCUCAGCCUCAUAAUCCAAACGAUAACUCUUCUCUUGUAGCCACCCCUUAUCAAACGCUUAUCUUUCCAGAAUAUAUUGGAUUUGAUAACCCUAGAACACUCUGUGGGUUGGUAUUACAUCGGAAGAUGCGGGUGAUUUGUAACCCUGCCACUGGAGAGUUUCUAACCUUACCCAAUGUUCUUAAAGAAAACAUCUUACCCAAUGGUAACCCCGCAGUGAUCGCAGCAACGUACCUUGGGUAUGAUCGGAUCGGAAAACGGUUUAAAGUGUUGCGUAUGACCCCGUCACGUGAUGGAAGACCCAAUACUCAUCAGGUCUUGACGUUGGAAUCUGGAAAGCUUUUAUGGAGAAUGGUCGAAUGCAAGUUCCAUUUUGUGCCGACCCUUGGUUCCGCUUUCACAUAUUUCAUGCUCUUUCUCCGCUUGCUUCCUCGAGAUUUUUAUCUUCUCUCACUCUAA
Messenger RNA from Brassica oleracea var. oleracea, 783 nucleotides. Its product is annotated as putative F-box protein At1g53360. NCBI's taxonomy places the organism in Eukaryota, Viridiplantae, Streptophyta, Magnoliopsida, Brassicales, Brassicaceae. The transcript has 2 exons. The record is from RefSeq and is a predicted model, not a curated record. The coding region runs from base 25 to 783 and encodes 252 amino acids. Gene Ontology annotation, molecular function: protein binding.